AUGGAUGAGAACGAGAAGAAAGCUAGGGAGCUAAUUGCUGAGGCACAAAAGAAGAAUAAGAAAGGAUUCUUCUCCUUUGGUUCGGGUUCAGAUAGAACGGAAGAAAUGAUAUCAUUGUAUGAGAAGGCAGCGAAUUGUUUUAAAAUGUCGCACAACUGGACCGAGGCUGGUAACGCGUUUUUAGAAGCUGCAAGUCUUAGUUUGAGCCAAAAGUCCAAACAUGACGCAGCUACACAUUAUGUGAAUGCGUCGUUGGUCUUUAAGAAAGAUGAUCCAAAGAAAGCUAUUCAGUGCCUGACAAAAGCGAUUGAAAUAUAUACUGAAAUGGGUCGAUUUACGAUAGCCGCCAAACAUCAUCAAACUAUAGCUGAAAUUUUCGAAAAAGAUUUAGUUGAUAUUGAGCAAGCUAUUCGUCAUUACGAACAGGCAGCUGAUUAUUAUAAAGGUGAAGAAUCCAAUAGUUCAGCUAUGAAAUGUCAACUUCUUGUGGCUAAACUUGCAGCUCAACUUGGACAGUGCGAUAAGGCUGCUACUCUGUUUGAAGAGGCUGGCAAAGCAUCAAUGGAGAACAAUUUAUUGAAAUAUGGUGCCAAAGGACAUCUUUUCCAUGCUGUAAUUUGUCAUUUUUGUGUGGAUUUGAUCAAUGGUCAAAAAGCGCUUAAAACCUAUGAAGAAUGUUACCCCAUGUUUGCUGAUUCUAGAGAAUGCGGUUUAAUGAAAAAAUUAUCAGAAGCUUUAGAACAAGAGAAUGUAGAAGCGUACACAGUGGCUGUUCAAGAAUAUGAUAAUAUAACUCGACUUGAACCAUGGAUUACAUCAUUAUUGCUUAAACUAAAGAAAACAAUCAGUGAAGAAGAAGAUAUUACUUAACUUCUUCAAUUUUAAUAGGUUAACCAUAAAAUAACUGUCAUUCCAAGUUAUCUUUAUAUCUUUCUAGUGGAUAAAUAAUCCUACAUUCCUGAGUAAACCUUUAUUUUCUACACUAAUCUUGAAUUAUGCUUGUGUGUGUGAGAGUGUGCUUUGGUGCAAUUUAUUUGUUUCCUUGUUUUACUUUGCACGUACAAUCAAAUUGAAUAUGUACCUCUGCAUUGGUUAAAGUUUUCCUCUUAAGCUUUAUUACUGUACUCCAGUUCUAAGUAGUCUCUUUUCUUAUCAUUUUCAUGUUCUUUAUAUAUAUUUUUCUAUUUAACUUCAUUGUACAAUUUCGCCGAAUUUGGUCAUAAUAUUUGUAUCCUUAAACUAUGAUAUUGUCUAUUGUUUAAUAGUAACCCAAUCAUUUCUGGAGUGGUUAAUCCUUAAUCAUACUGCUAUUGUUGUUAUUGUUUCUUUGUGAACAUACAUCACAAGAACAAUAUUUAUCUUUUUUUUUCUUCUUCUGUUUCCUCUUCAACAAAUCUGUAAUAAUAAUGUGAUAUAUAAACUGCAUUAAUCAUUUAUUUGUUACUGCUAAUAAAAGAACAUGACACGUUUG
Trichobilharzia szidati is the source of this 1471-nucleotide messenger RNA. The record is from the annotation of a GenBank genome assembly. Lineage: Eukaryota; Metazoa; Platyhelminthes; Trematoda; Strigeidida; Schistosomatidae.